This is a messenger RNA of Amphibalanus amphitrite, 7421 nucleotides long. Its product is annotated as plexin-A2-like. The transcript has 28 exons. The record is from RefSeq and is a predicted model, not a curated record. Gene Ontology annotation, molecular function: protein binding; semaphorin receptor activity. Gene Ontology annotation, biological process: regulation of cell migration; motor neuron axon guidance; regulation of GTPase activity. NCBI's taxonomy places the organism in Eukaryota, Metazoa, Arthropoda, Thecostraca, Balanomorpha, Balanidae. Gene Ontology annotation, cellular component: semaphorin receptor complex. Bases 208 to 6045 code for a protein of 1945 amino acids.
AUUGACGUCGAGGAGUCCGAGGGGUGAGGGUGCACGCGCGUCCGCUCGUGGUUUGUGCCGCUGCCCGUUCGUUUCGUUCGGGACUCAGUCACAGCAGUGUCCCACGUCGUCUGUGAGAGUGACGAACUGGCUUUCCCCGUGGAAAGCGGUCCCAAGGGAGAUACGCGUGGCGCACAACAGCAUGCGAGUGUGGACGGAUAUCUUGCAAUGAGACUGGCAGCCGCCGCCAUGACCCGGCCGCCUGCUAUCCUGGUGCUGCUCCUCCUGCUGCUGCCGCUGCCGCCCUCCUCUGCCAGCUUCAUCGUCCACGAGUUCAGCGAUGAGUUCGCCACGGAACGCUUCAACCACAUGGUCGUGGACGAGAACAAGGGCCGCGUGUACGUGGGCGCCGUGAACCGACUCUACCAGCUCAGUCCCGACCUCGACCUCAUGAUCGCCGUCAAGACCGGACCCGAAGACGACGACCCCGAGUGUUCACCGGCCAAAGAGUGUCCGGCCAACGUGGUGAAGCGGCCGACGGACAACGUGAACAAGGCUCUGGUAAUUGACCGUUCUCACGGCACGCUGAUCGUGUGCGGCUCGCUGUUCCAGGGCCGCUGUCAGGUGCGCAACCUCCACAACAUCAGCACAGUAGAGAGCGAGGCUGAGGAGGCCGUGGUGGCCAACAACGAGACGGCCUCGACGGUGGCGUUCAUCGCGCCCGGGCCGCCCAACCCGCCGCAGACGCACGUCCUCUACGUGGGGGUCACCUACACCGGCGGCACCCGCGCGCCCUAUCGUAACGAGGUGCCGGCCGUGGCCAGUCGCUCGCUGGACCCGCAGCGCAUGUUCAGCAUCUCUGAACUGGCCGUCACCACCGGCACCCGCAUGUCCAUCAACUCGCUGGCCCGGGAGCGCUACUACAUCAACUACGUGUACGGCUUCGGCUCGGAGGGCUUCAGCUACUUCCUGACCACGCAGAUGGAGCGGAGCAACGAGGUGACGCCGUACAUCUCGAAGCUGGUGCGCGUGUGUCAGGACGACCCGCACUACUACUCCUACACGGAGAUCCCGAUCGAGUGUAUUGACCCUGCCGGCAUCCGCUACAACCUGGCGCAGGCGGCCUACGUGGGGCCGGCCGGACCGAACCUGGCCAGCCGGCUGCGCAUCCGACCGGACGCCGACGUCCUCUACGCCGUGUUCGCCGCCAGUGAGAAACGUGACGGAGAGAGCUCCAACAAACCCACGCGAAACUCGGCACUGUGUGUGUACUCGCUCAAAGAUAUCCGCCGAAAGUUUACACAAAACAUAAUCGAGUGUUAUAACGGCAGUGCGGACCGUGGCUUGGAGUUCAUCUCUCCUGGAAAGAAGUGCGUCUCUACGAAAUUCGAGCUGCUGGAGACUGUGGGCGAGGACUUUUGCGGCAUGGACGUGAACACGCCGAUCGGCGGCAACAUGCCGGUGCAGUCGGUGGCCGUGCUGACCACGGACACGCUUCUCACCUCUGUGGCCGCCACCACCACCGGCGACUUCACCGUCGUCUUCGCCGGCACCGACACCGGACACGUCAAAAAGAUCGUGGUGGAGCCCUUGUCGGAUGUCAUCGUGGGCACAGAGUAUGCCGACCUGACGGUCCGUCAGGGCAGCAAAGUGCAGGCCGACCUCCGGCUCGACCCGCCCAAGCAGCACCUCUACGUCAUGACUGAAAAGAAGGUUUCCAAGGUGAAGGUGCAGGAGUGUCACCUGUACAGGACAUGCGGGGAAUGUCUGGGCGCCAAGGACCCCUACUGCGGCUGGUGCUCGCUGGAGAACAAGUGCAGCGUUCGCUCGCGGUGCCAGGACGCCGACAAGGACGUACUCUACUGGAUCAACUACAAGUCGGACCGGUGUACGACGAUCGAGUCUGUGAAUCCUCACCAGCUGCAGGCUACCACUGCGCGAACGCUGACGCUGACCAUCAACAACCUGCCGAAGCUGCAGCAGUCGGGCAGCUUCCUGUGCGCCUUCACGCUGAUGGGCAGGACGCUCAUCACCAACGCCACUCAGACGGGGCAGGACACACUGACCUGCGGGACCCCGCGCACCGACCUGCUGCCGCCCAUACCCUCCGGACAGCACUUCAUCCAGGCGAAGCUCUCUGUGCGCAUGACCUCGGGACCGGACUUUGUGGCUACGGACUUUGGCUUCUACAACUGUCACCGUUACCAGCACUGCAGCCAGUGUGUGAGCUCUCCGUUCCCGUGCGACUGGUGCGUCGACGGACACCGGUGUACGCACGACACAGCGGAGAACUGCCGCAACGACAUCCUCGUCACCGGACUGAAGCGAGUGGGACCCAGCAUUCGGAGCGGCCCCAGCUUCUGCCCAAAGAUCAACGCGACUACCGAUGGCGACACCGAGAUCCUGGUGCCCUCGGGCAGCAAGAAGGCCAUCAAGGUCAAGGUCGAAAACAUCGUGCGCCUGAUCGCCUCCGGUCAGCUGGUCUGCCAGUUCAACAUCGAGGGCCGCGUGGCCUCAAAGAAGGCCCACCUGCUGGGCAGCGACAUCGUCUGUGACGACAUGACGUUUUCGUACAGCGCCAAGCGGCCCAACACGACCGCUGCCUUCGCUGUGAUCUGGGGCGGCAGCAGACCGCUGGACAACCCGCAGAAUGUCCGAGUUCUGGUAUAUCGGUGCUCUGAGAUGGCCGACAACUGCGGCGAGUGUCUGGCGCUCGACUCCAAGUUCAACUGCGGCUGGUGCCAAACCAGCGGCCAGUGUGAGGUCAGGGAGGCGUGUGCGGCCCCCAGCUGGCUGGACCGCCACCAGCCGUGCCCCGACCCACAGAUUCACGACUUCAGACCCAAGUCGGGGCCGUUCGAGGGAGGCACCAACAUCACCAUUACGGGCAUCAACCUGGGCAAGACGUUCAGCGACAUCUACGACCAAGUGACAGUGGCCGGCGUGCCUUGCAAGCCCAUCCAGGAGCUGUACGUGCGGACCCGACAGAUCGUCUGCGAGGUGGACGGACCCGGGACCUAUGACCCCCCUCUGAGCGGCCCCGUGUUGGUCCGUCUGGCCACCUACCAGGCUCGCUCCGAGCGCGACUACCGCUUCGUGAACCCGCACAUCGAGAGCAUCGAGCCGACGCUGGGCCCGCGCUCGGGCGGCACGCGGCUCUCCAUCCGCGGCCGGCACAUGAACGCCGGGCUGGCGAUCCGCGCGCAGAUCAACGACCUGCCGUGCCGCGUGGUCAGCACCACGGAGACGGAGGCGGUGUGCAUCACAUCCGAGGCGCCGUACGCGGCCGAGGGCGGCAUCCUCACCAUGACCUUCGACCGGUCGCGGCGCGAGCUGCGCGGACAGACGUACGCCUACAUGGAGGACCCACGCGUACAGGACGUGACGAGCGGGCCGAACCCGCAGUACAAGGUGCCCAAGGGCGUGCCGGCCGGCGGCAUCACCAUCACGGUCCGGGGGGAGAACCUGCAGUACGUCCGCGAGCCGCGCAUGGCUGUUCAGCUGGAGGGCGCCGAGUACCGCAGCGAUCCGUGUAAGGUGAUCAAUGCCGGUUUGAUGACCUGCCAAUCUCCAGUAAUCAGCGGGUUCCCCGACCCCACCGGCAUCGACCCGGAGAAGCCCAAACUGCUCAACUACGGAUUUCUCAUGGAUGAGGUCCGCUCGGUGAGAAACCUCUCUUCGGUGAGCGGCAACGGCUUCUUUCAGCUCUUCCCCGACCCCGUCUACAAGCCGUUCAGCGAGGAAGACGGCAUCAAGUACUACAAGAGCGACUACCUCACCAUCAACGGGAGGAAUCUGAACUGGGCCUGCAAGGACACAGACGUCACAGUUCGCAUCGGCACCGGCUACUGUAACGUGACGUCACUGUCGCUCAGUCAGCUGACGUGCAAGCCGCCCAAGAAGGCGCCGCGGGCGAUCGGCGCCGACGGCCAGCCGACCGACCAAGAGCCGCCACAAGUUGUGGUCAGUGUGGGUAACAAGCUGAACUACACGAUCGGCCGCCUGUCGUACGCCGGUGCCAACGGCGGCGAGGGCGCCCUGCCACUCUCGGUGAUAAUCGGCGUGAUUGUCGGCGGCGUGGCGCUGCUGCUGCUCGUCUUCAUCAUCCUGAUCCUGUACCGGCGCAAGUCGUCUGAGAGCUCCCGCGUGCUGAAGAACAUGCAGGAGCAGAUGGACGUGCUGGAGCUCAGGGUGGCCGCCGAGUGCAAGGAAGCGUUCGCGGAGCUGCAAACGGAGAUGACGGACCUCACCUCGGACAUCACUGGCAUCGGCAUCCCCUUCCUCGAGUACCGCGCCUACUGCAUGAAGAUCCUGUUCCCCAGUCAGGAGGACCACCCAGUGCUGCAGUGGGCCAACCGGCCCGACCUGCAGCGCCGAGAGAAGGGGCUGCGGCUGUUCGGACAGCUCAUCAUCAACAGGACCUUCCUGCUGUGCUUCAUCAGGACACUCGAGAGCAACCGAUACUUCAGCAUGAGGGACAGGGUAAACGUGGCUUCGCUGAUCAUGGUGACCCUCCAGUCGCGGAUGGAGUUCUGCACGGAGAUCCUGAAGACACUGCUCUCGGAGCUGAUCGAGAAGUGUACCGAGACCAACGGAUCGCACCCCAAACUGCUGCUCAGGAGGACCGAGUCUGUAGCGGAAAAGAUGCUCUCCUCGUGGUUCACAUUCCUGCUGUACAAGUUCCUGCGCGAGUGCGCCGGUGAGCCGCUGUACCUGCUGUACCGCGCCAUCAAGCAGCAGGUGGACAAGGGCCCGGUGGACGCCGUGACUAGCGAGGCGCGCUACUCGCUCUCCGAGGAGAAACUCAUCCGGCAACAGAUCGACUUCACAUACAUGACGGUAUACGUCUCCAUGCCGCCCCAGACCGUCUACGUGUCCGGUCUGGACCCGCACCAGGACAACGUGGACAUCCCUGUCCGUGUCCUGAACACGGACACCAUCAGUCAGACCAAGGAGAAGAGCCUCGACUCCAUCUUCCGGUCGACACCGUUCUCCAUGAGGCCGCGGAAGGAGGACCUCGACCUCGAGUGGCGCAGCGGCACCCAGGGCCGGCUGAUCCUGAACGACGAGGACGCCACCACCAAGCUGGACAGCGGCUGGAGGAAGCUCAACACCCUGUCACACUACCGCGUGCCCGACGGAGCGCUGCUGACCCUGGUCCCCCGUCAGAGCUCGCUCUAUAACCUGAGCAUUUUCUCGGAGAAGUCUGACAAGUCUCAGCACAAGUACGAGACGCUGAACCUGACCAAGUAUGGCGCACAGAGCCCGCCGCUGAGCCGGGCCAUGAGUCCCAGCCAGCAGGAGAACGGCGUCAAGGUGGGAGCAGAGGCGUGGCACCUGGUGCGACACUCCGAGUCGGAGCAGCGCGACGGCGAGCGCGGCAACAAGAUGGUCUCGGAGAUCUACCUGACGCGUCUGCUGGCCACCAAGGGCACCCUGCAGAAGUUUAUGGACGAUCUGUUCGAGACCAUAUUCAGCACGGCGCACCGUGGCUCCGCGCUGCCGCUGGCCAUCAAGUACAUGUUUGACUUUCUGGACGACCAGGCGUUCAAACACGGCAUCAUGGACCCGGACACAGUGCACACGUGGAAGAGUAACAGCCUGCCACUGCGGUUCUGGGUGAACCUGAUCAAGAACCCCAAUUUCGUUUUUGACAUACACAAAUCCAACAUCGUCGACUCGUGCCUGUCGGUGGUGGCACAGACCUUCAUGGACUCCUGCUCCACGUCCGACAACAAGCUGGGCAAGGACUCGCCGUCGAGCAAGCUGCUGUACGCCAAGGACAUCCCCAUCUACAAGGAGUGGGUGACCAAGUACUACGACGACAUCAAGAUGAUGCCGGCCAUCUCCGACCAGGACAUGAACGCCAUGCUGGCUGAGGAGAGCAGGGUGCACCAGCAGGAGUUUAACACCAACUGCGCGCUGCACGAGCUGUACGCUUACGCCGUCAAGUACAGCGAGCAGCUGUCGGCCAACCUGGAGGAGGAUGAGUUCUGCAACCGUCAGAGGCUGGCGCUCAAGCUGGAGCAGGUGCACAAAAUCAUGGCUGGCGAGCCGGACCCCUGACAAUUACAGUCGGGCGUUCUGGAGUGGACCGGCUGGACGGGAGAGUGGCAGUAGACGCCCAUACCGCGGCCCGGCCGCCGCCAGCGCCCCUGGCGGCCGCCGCCGACAACUGAUCUCACAGACCGACUGGCCGCACCCACACUCCGGCGCCCGAUCUAGCAAUCAAAAGGGCCGGGCGAUGCCAAGGAGUCCGCGGAACAGACGCUAGACGAGGAGUCCUCUGGAGUCCGGAGUCCCAGCGCGGCUUGACGUGGCGCUGGUCUAUUGUGAUACUUGCUCUCGAUAUCAAAUGUGUCCUGUUUUCGGUGAUGUGGGGCCGCCGAAGCGGCUGAACCCUCUGCCUCGAUGUAUGGUGUGUGUCUGUGUGCGCGCGUGGCUGUUGCGGUGUCUGUGUGGCCAUGUGGCCGGUCCCUCUCCCUGAACGUGCCUGGCCGUCGCCAACUCGCGGUGUCGCGUCUGUGGGCGGGCGGUCGCCUUCUUCCAUUUGUGUGUGUGUGCGCGCCCGCGCCCUGCCUGACUUCGUUACCCGCGGAGAUGGCCUUUCCGCGCCGGGUAAUCCAAUCUGUCAACAAAGAUCGCCUGCUUUUCGGGAGCUGACAUGAGAAAACAUUAUCUCUAGUGUCACAAGAAGCUGAUUUGUGGGGUUUUAUGUCUGGUCUACGCUUUUUGUCGACUUUUUAUUCCUGAACGCUGCUGAGGAGCGACCGCGCUGUUCUGUAGGCGUUGCGGUGUCCAUGCUUAUCCGAGAUGACUGCUGAGCUUUCAACCGUACCCCUGAGUGUCGCCGGUCGUACCGGGGUGGUACGAGUGUACCCUGCCGUUCCCUGGGCGGGGCACGGCUCGCUGUCGCGUCAUGCUGCCGUGUCGACCGCUGGUACUUAUUGUCCCGAGUCUGUGCCAUCGCCAUCCCGCUGGGACGUUCGUGCUGGCCGCUCCGGCGCCGGAGUCGGUCCGAGUCGGAGUCAGAGUCAGACUCGGAGUCGCGGCGGGCCCGGGGGACGGCUGCCGGCGCGGCGCUGUAUUGGAUGUUCUCAGGUAUGCCGCGUGAGUGUCCGGGAGCGGGAGGGAGGUCGGUGUGUGUUUUAUCAGCGGCAGUCGGCGGAGCUGACGGGCGCCGCCGGCGGGCCGCAGUAACCAGCAUUUAUGUGCGCGCGUGGCGACUGAGUGAUUUUGUAACACGGACGCGGAUUGUUUGUUUUUUAUUGGAUCUAGUCUCACAGCCAAUCCGCGGGGUGAUGAAUUUUCAUGUACAUUGACGGCUCCCUGCGUCAAGGGCGCCGCUAGGAACAUGGUUAUUGUUAUAUUAUGAAUGUAUGUGUUUGUAUUCGUGUACAAUGUACAUCACGCUCAUUGCUAAAAUACAUUUUUAAUGAAUU